AAAACUACUCAGAAAAAUAAAUGAACGGCUACAUUUCGCACCUUUUUUUUAAUAUUUUUUUUUUCCCAUUUUUAGAUCUACGAUAGCUUCAAUUUUAUCUACCAAAACACCACCAAAAACUCUUCUCUUUCCCCUUCUACAGCGAGAGAGAGAGAGAGGAGAUGGGGUCGAAGGAGGAGGUGGUGAUGGAGAGGGUGGGAUCGGAGGGGGAGGGGUCGGAGAUCCGGUCGCCGGAGAGCAACUCCAGCGACGGCGGCGGCGGCGGAGGAAGGAGCGCAUUCGAGUACUUCGGAUGGGUUUACCACCUUGGGGUUAACUCCAUUGGACAUGAGUAUUGCCACCUCCGAUUCCUCUUCCUCCGCGGGAACUACGUCGCCAUGUACAAAAGGGACCCCCAUGAGAACCCCGGCAUCAAGCCUAUUAGGAAAGGUGUUAUAAAUCACACUCUUGUGGUGGAAGAAGUUGGACGUCGGCACGUCAAUAAUGGGGAUCUUUAUGUUCUGAGAUUUUACAAUCGGCUGGAUAAAGCGAAAAAGGGAGAGAUUGCUUGUGCUUCUCCUGGUGAGGCGCGGAAAUGGAUUGAAGCAUUUGAGCAAGCUAAGCAACAGGCUGAGUAUGAUCUUUUAAGAGGGAGUGGCUGUCAAAGCCUAAACACUAACUCUGAGCUCAAUCUUGAUGGGCAUCGGCCCAGAGUGAGGAGAUAUGCACAAGGUCUGGGGAAGCUUAUUAAAAUAGGAAAAGGUCCAGAAACGCUCCUUCGAAAGGCUUCAGACCUUGGUAGUUUUGGGAGGGUAAAUUCAUAUGAUGAAGGUGACACUGGAGAUGCAUUUGAUGCACAUGAAUGGAGAUGUGUUCGUACUUUUAACGGUAUUAGAGUUUUUGAGGAUGUGUCCAAGUCAAAGGGUGCAAAAGGUAUACUUGUUAAGUCCGUUGGCGUAGUUGAAGCAAAUUUGGAUACUGUCUUUGAAGUACUCAUGAGCCUUGAUAGGCAUAAGAGAUAUGAGUGGGAUAUGUUGACAGGCGACCUAGAAUUGGUGGAAGCAAUUGAUGGGCAUUAUGAUGUUGUUUACGGGACCUAUGAUCCGAAAUAUCUUACUUGGUGGAAUUCGAAGAAAGAUUUUGUUUUCUCAAGGCAGUGGUUUCGUGGGCAAGACGGGGCUUAUUCCAUUUUGCAACGUCCUGUUGUUCUCAAAAAACAACCUCAAAGAUCUGGCUAUCAACAUAUAAAAAUGAACCCUUCCAUUUGGGAAAUUAGAAGACUAAGCACCUCGGGGUCAUCAACUUCCAAGUGCCUUGUGACUCAAAUGUUGGAAAUUAAUUCAAGUUUCUGGGACAAAUGGAAGAGAAGGCGCAGCUCAAAUUUUGAGAGAACAAUCUCUUUUGCUUUGUUAUGCCAAGUUGCAGGAUUAAGAGAAUAUUUUGGAGCAAAUCCCUCACUGACAUCUGAUUCCCCCACUACAAUUGUUCAUGCAAAGGUAUCUGAUCCUUCUGGUACACAUGUUGAGCUUGAGGAUCCUGAUUCUAAGGAUGAGUUCUAUGAUGCAAUUGCUGAUGGUGAUUCCUUGGAUGAUGAAGAUAGUGAUGAUGAUGCUGAGUUACCCAAGGCUGGAAAAGUGAAGCUGAAGAACGUUUCAUGGGCCAUCACUGCCUUGGCUUUGAAGAGAAGCAAAGGUUUGCCAGAGAGUAGUGAGUUGAAUACAAACUUCCCUGCAAUUACCUUUGAUCCAAGUCAGUUUCAUGGUUCAUUGAGACAAGGAAAAGGGGAAAGCGACACCAACUGUUGGAGUUCUCCAGGUGGCCAAGGUUUUAUGAUAAGAGGGAAGACAUAUUUCAAAGACUACUCUAAGAUUGCUGGAGGAGAUCCUCUUCUGAAGCUCAUUGCAGUUGAUUGGUUUAGGUCCGAUGACACCAUUCAUAAUGUUGGAUCACAUCCUAAAUGCCUCGUUCAGUCGGAUGCUGGCAAAAAGCUCCCGUUCAUCCUCAUUAUAAACUUACAGAUUCCAGCAAAGCCAAAUUACAGCUUAGCUCUUUACUAUGCUGCUGAUAGACCUGUGAACAAAGAGUCUUUAUUGGGUAGAUUUGUUGAUGGAACUGAUGUGUUUCGAGACGCAAGAUUCAAACUUAUCCCGAGUAUUAUAGAGGGCUAUUGGAUGGUCAAGCGCGCAGUUGGAACAAGAGCUUGUCUAUUGGGAAAAGCAGUGACAUGCAAUUAUAUCCGAAAGGAUAAUUUUUUAGAGAUUGACGUCGACAUUGGCUCCUCAUCAGUAGCAAAGAGUAUCAUCAGCCUAGUUCUUGGUUAUGUGACAGGCAUUGUUGUCGACCUUGCAAUAUUGGUUGAGGCUCAGGAAGAGAGAGAACUACCGGAAUACAUUCUCGGGACAGUUCGGUUGAGUCGUGUGAGGCUUGAUUCUGCUGUCCCACUGUGAAUAAACGCUUUUUAAGCCAAAGACAUUAUGGUUCUGAAAAAAAAGAAAAAGAAAAAAGAAGCAUCACAAAACAAUGGGGGCUAAUCAACUUCUCAGUGUGGUCCUCGAUGGUUCUAUUCAACAUUGCUAUUUAAAUUUCUCUAGCAUCAUACCAUAAUAUUGUUUAGGGUUUAUAUGCGGACAUUUCGACUGUUAAUACCAGUUGUUCUCGAGUGUUGGCUGCAUCAGGUUUAGCUAAUGGUUUGUAAAAAGUAUAGGAGUUUUCACAUCAAGUUUAUGGGGAGAAUUAAUUCGAGAUAAAUGGUAAUGAUUUACUAGAAAUUCCAUGUGGGAAUUAUUGUUUUGUUAACUCGUAGUUAGCAUCAUCAGUUCUUUCUUAGGCCUGGCUUGUGGAA
This is a messenger RNA of Ananas comosus (pineapple), 2821 nucleotides long. Its product is annotated as protein ENHANCED DISEASE RESISTANCE 2-like. Lineage: Eukaryota; Viridiplantae; Streptophyta; Magnoliopsida; Poales; Bromeliaceae. Gene Ontology annotation, molecular function: lipid binding. The transcript has 22 exons. The record is from RefSeq and is a predicted model, not a curated record. Bases 162 to 2426 code for a protein of 754 amino acids.